GAGGAGUGAGGUGAAGUAGUAAGGGAGGGAUAUGGCAGAGCAUCCGGUGCCUAAAAGAUCGCGCUCUUAUGCAUGGGAGCACUUUGACCUGAUCAACCCCAAGAGGGUCAAGUGUCUUGUCUGUGCUCAGGAGCUGACGAUCAGCAACAACACAUCAUCCAUGCUGCGACACCUGCGCAGCAAACACUCAGAAACGACACCCAAAACAGCUGCUGCUGCUACUGCUGUUUCUGGGGGUGCAGAGACCAGACAAGGUCGACAAGCUGAAUUGGACAAGGCACUAGUUGACAUGGUUGUGCUUGACACUCAACCAUUUAAAGUGGUGGAGGACAAAGGCUUCAGGGCCCUCGUACAGAAGCUGGACCCAACCUACAUCCUGCCCACUUGCCAGGCCUUACAAGCUAUGAUGGAGUAAAGGUAUGAAGAGGCUAAAGACAAGGCAAAGCAGGAACUGGAGAAAGCACAGUCUGUAAGCUUAACUGCAGACAUGUGGACCUCCA
Molecule: messenger RNA, 500 nt
Organism: Epinephelus moara (kelp grouper)
Lineage: Eukaryota; Metazoa; Chordata; Actinopteri; Perciformes; Serranidae
Product: zinc finger BED domain-containing protein 4-like
Exons: 2
Coding region: 32-415 (127 amino acids)
Molecular function (GO): DNA binding
Source: RefSeq, a predicted model, not a curated record